Ananas comosus (pineapple) is the source of this 3513-nucleotide messenger RNA. Its product is annotated as aconitate hydratase, cytoplasmic-like. Gene Ontology annotation, molecular function: aconitate hydratase activity; 4 iron, 4 sulfur cluster binding. Lineage: Eukaryota; Viridiplantae; Streptophyta; Magnoliopsida; Poales; Bromeliaceae. The transcript is spliced from 20 exons. Bases 210 to 3206 code for a protein of 998 amino acids. Gene Ontology annotation, biological process: citrate metabolic process; tricarboxylic acid cycle. The record is from RefSeq and is a predicted model, not a curated record. Gene Ontology annotation, cellular component: mitochondrion; cytosol.
UCCUUCCUCCUCCCUACGCCCGAUACAAAGUACAAACACACUUCUCAAUCCCCACCAUCUCCUUCCGCCACCUCCGACCAUCCUAUUCCCCAUUCCCCUCUCUUUAUUCCCCCGCGCCUCUGCUAUUCCCCGUUCUUAUUCCCAUUGUUUAUUCCUCCCCCUCGCUAUUCCCGAUCCCGACGUCCCCAUCCUUUAAAUAGCGCCGCACCAUGACUCUGAUCACGGGCGCCUUGAAUCGCUCCUCGCGCCUCUCCUCCUCCCUCUCCGCCAUUGGUAGGCCCUCCCCCUUGUUCUUAUCCUCCUCAUCUCCCUCCUCCUCGUCGUCCCCGCUUCCCCAAAACCCUAACCCCAGAUCUCCUCCGUCGUCUCCUCCGCCGUCAACGCCGUCGUUCUCCUCCUCCUUCGCCUCCCGCAUCGGCGACUGGCGCUCGCCGAUCAGCCACCGCGCCGCGAUCCGCUCUUCCGCCGCCGUCGCGGAGCGCUUCGAGAGGCGCUUCGCCUCCGUGGCUACUCGGAACUCGUACGAUAGCAUCUUGUCGACGCUCUCGAAGCCCGGAGGAGGCGAUUUCGGGAAGUACUACAGCUUACCUGCGCUUGACGAUCCCAGGAUUGAUCGGCUGCCUUAUUCUAUAAGGAUCCUCUUGGAAUCGGCAAUCAGGAACUGCGAUGAUUUCCAGGUGACGGGGAAGGAUGUGGAGAAGAUCUUGGAUUGGGAGAACACUUCCCCAAAGCAGGUCGAGAUCCCCUUCAAACCCGCUCGGGUCCUUCUGCAGGAUUUUACUGGCGUCCCAGCUGUUGUCGAUCUUGCGUGCAUGAGAGAUGCUAUGAACAAACUUGGCAGUGAUUCAAACAAAAUCAAUCCUUUGGUCCCUGUGGAUCUUGUCAUAGAUCACUCAGUGCAGGUUGAUGUGGCAAGAUCAGAAAAUGCAGUUCAGGCAAAUAUGGAACUUGAGUUUCAUCGCAACAAGGAAAGAUUUGGAUUUUUGAAGUGGGGAUCUAGUGCAUUUCAUAACAUGCUUGUUGUUCCACCAGGGUCUGGUAUUGUCCACCAGGUGAACCUAGAGUAUCUUGCUCGAGUGGUGUUUAAUAGUAGCGGGAUCCUUUACCCUGAUAGUGUCGUCGGAACAGACUCGCAUACAACCAUGGUGGAUGGACUAGGUGUUGCUGGCUGGGGAGUCGGUGGAAUAGAAGCAGAAGCUGCAAUGCUUGGCCAGCCAAUGAGCAUGGUUCUGCCUGGAGUUGUUGGUUUCAAAUUAUCAGGAAAGUUGAAAAAUGGUGUUACAGCCACUGACCUGGUUUUGACAGUAACUCAGAUGCUUCGGAAGCACGGUGUUGUAGGGAAGUUUGUGGAGUUCUAUGGGAAAGGCAUGAGUGAACUAUCACUGGCAGAUCGUGCUACUAUAGCAAAUAUGUCACCGGAAUAUGGAGCAACUAUGGGUUUUUUCCCAGUGGAUCAUGUUACAUUGCAAUACCUGAAACUCACUGGCAGAAGCGAUGAAAAUGUGGCCAUGAUAGAGUCGUAUUUGCGGGCCAAUAAAAUGUUUGUUGACUACAGCCAGCCCCAGACGGAAAGAGUGUACUCAUCUUAUUUAGAACUGAACCUGGAAGAUGUCGAACCAUGUGUAUCAGGACCCAAAAGGCCCCAUGACCGAGUUCCCUUGAAGGAAAUGAAAAAGGAUUGGCAAUCAUGCUUGGAUAACAACGUAGGGUUUAAGGGUUUUGCUGUUCCAAAGGAGACUCAAAAUAAAGUUGCUGAUUUUUCAUUCCAUGGGACGCCUGCUCAGAUAAAGCAUGGUGAUGUUGUAAUUGCAGCAAUAACCAGUUGCACAAACACUUCAAAUCCUAGUGUAAUGCUUGGAGCUGCUUUGGUCGCAAAGAAGGCCUGCGAACUAGGCCUUGAGGUGAAGCCAUGGAUUAAGACUAGCCUUGCUCCAGGAUCUGGAGUUGUCACCAAGUACUUGGAGAAGAGUGGUUUGCAGAAGUACUUAAACCAGCUUGGUUUCCAUAUUGUUGGUUAUGGGUGCACAACCUGCAUUGGGAAUUCUGGAGACCUUGAUGAAUCAGUAUCAGCUGCGAUCUCUGAGAAUGACAUUGUUGCUGCAGCUGUCUUGUCUGGAAAUAGGAACUUUGAGGGGCGUGUUCAUCCUUUUACUAGAGCUAAUUAUCUAGCUUCUCCUCCUCUUGUGGUGGCCUAUGCUCUUGCUGGCACGGUUAACAUUGACUUUGAGACACAACCUAUAGGGAUUGGAAAGGAUGGAAAGGAAGUUUACUUCAGGGACAUUUGGCCUUCCAAUGAAGAGAUAGCAGAGGUUGUGCAAUCCAGUGUGCUCCCUGACAUGUUUAGGAACACGUAUGAGGCAAUCACCAAAGGCAAUUCUAUGUGGAAUCAACUCUCGGUCUCAGCAAAUACUCUCUAUUCAUGGGACCCAACAUCAACAUACAUUCACGAGCCUCCUUAUUUCAAGGGCAUGACAAUGUCUCCUCCAGGCCCUCACCCUGUGAAGGAUGCUUACUGUUUGCUAAACUUUGGCGACAGUAUUACGACGGAUCAUAUAUCUCCUGCUGGGAGCAUCCACAAGGACAGCCCGGCCGCAAAGUAUUUAAUGGAGCAUGGUGUUGAAAGGAAGGACUUCAACUCGUAUGGGAGCCGUCGGGGCAACGAUGAGGUGAUGGCGAGGGGAACAUUUGCGAACAUCCGCCUCGUAAAUAAGCUCUUAAAGGGAGAAGUCGGGCCUAAGACAAUUCAUAUUCCGUCAGGGGAGAAACUUUCAGUGUUUGAUGCCGCCACGAGGUACAAAAGCGAGUGUCAUGACACAGUCAUAUUAGCGGGUGCAGAGUACGGAAGCGGAAGCUCUCGGGACUGGGCAGCAAAGGGCCCAAUGUUACUGGGGGUGAAAGCAGUGAUUGCCAAGAGCUUUGAGAGGAUCCACCGCAGCAAUCUCGUAGGCAUGGGAAUAAUUCCCCUAUGCUUCAAGCCCGGGGAAGAUGCAGAGACCCUUGGCUUAACUGGCCAUGAGCGGUACACGAUCAACCUUCCAACUGAUGUGAGUGACAUCAAACCUGGUCAAAGUGUCACGGUUGCGACAGAUGAUGGCAAGUCUUUCACAUGCACCGUCCGCUUUGAUACAGAGGUGGAGUUAGCAUAUUACAACCAUGGCGGAAUUCUCCCAUUUGUCAUUCGGAAUUUGAUAGAUGCCAAGCAUUAGACUGAUUAUUCAAACAGGAAGGUAAAGAAUAAUUGUGAUAUUUUAUUUAAGAUCAUGUUUUAUUUCUCCAAACUUCUCAUUCUUGUGCCGGAGGCGCAAUUUCUGCUUUUGUGGUCUUGGGUUUUUCUCUAUAAACCUGCCCAAGAAAUAAAAUGGAGCAUCCCCGGGAAACAUACUUUUGCGCAAUACUUUUGAGUGUGAUUAUUUAUUGAGAUCAGUGGUUCCAUUCAUCUCAAAUUUUGCCAAGGAUGCUUAUGAGAAAUUUGGCGCUGUCGCGUACAGAGCGCUAUGCGUUCAUCCCCAUUAA